Saccostrea echinata is the source of this 1693-nucleotide messenger RNA. Its product is annotated as cilia- and flagella-associated protein 20. Bases 138 to 722 code for a protein of 194 amino acids. The record is from RefSeq and is a predicted model, not a curated record. NCBI's taxonomy places the organism in Eukaryota, Metazoa, Mollusca, Bivalvia, Ostreida, Ostreidae. Gene Ontology annotation, cellular component: ciliary basal body; motile cilium. Gene Ontology annotation, biological process: positive regulation of cell motility; regulation of cilium beat frequency involved in ciliary motility; cilium assembly. The transcript has 5 exons.
GGUAACGUAGUAAGUUGAUCGACGCACAGCAAGAUCUUCACUUAACGACUGAACACCACGCGAGCAGGAACUGUGUAGCCGGCGUCCAAGAGGACGAAGAUAGACAGACUUUAUUGAAUACACAGUCAUCACUAAAGAUGUUCAAGAACACAUUUCAGAGUGGAUUUCUAUCCAUACUUUACAGUAUAGGAAGCAAACCGUUGCAAAUUUGGGAUAAAAAGGUACGAAAUGGUCACAUCAAACGUAUCACAGACAAUGAUAUCCAGUCCCUAGUAUUAGAAAUUGUUGGAACAAAUGUCAGUACAACAUACAUAACGUGUCCAGCAGAUCCAAAGAAAACACUUGGUAUAAAGCUUCCAUUCUUGGUGAUGAUCAUCAAAAAUUUAAAGAAAUAUUUCACCUUUGAAGUACAGGUUUUAGAUGACAAAAAUGUCAGGAGGCGAUUUAGAGCUAGCAAUUACCAGAGUACCACAAGAGUGAAGCCAUUUAUCUGUACCAUGCCAAUGAGGUUGGAUGAUGGCUGGAAUCAAAUUCAGUUCAACUUGUCAGAUUUCACAAGGCGAGCUUAUGGAACAAACUACAUUGAAACCUUGAGAGUCCAGAUUCAUGCCAACUGUCGAAUCCGAAGAGUAUACUUCUCAGACAGACUUUAUUCAGAAGAUGAAUUACCUGCAGAAUUCAAAUUAUACCUACCUGUACAAAACAAAGGAGCAAAGGCAUAACAAACAUUAUCUGACUAUUAGAACAUUUUAACUCAGUGUAAAUACAUCAACAUUUUAAACUGUUCAAAUUGCUACUCAAGAAAGUUACAAAAAUGUCUGUGGAUAAAAAAUUUAUUGGAGGGCUGAAAAAAUAUGUGUACCUUAGUAUACAACCGAUGUUGGACAAUAUGAACAUUGAACAAGUGGAUAUUGGCAACACUGAUGGAAUGAACAGUUACUUGGCAUAUAAUUUAAAUGUGCCAUUAUUUCCACAGGGCCACAACCAGUUUUAAGUGUUCAUAACAGUUCUCUUGUUAUUUUUGUGUCUUUUGAGAGGAAAAAAAACUAUUUCUGUAGUCUUUACAAUUUAACAAAAAAUCUCAAAUCUGUAUAGUUCUUGCAACCAAAUUAAAACUCAGGAAUGGGUGUUUUAUAGAAUCCUGAUUAUUUGUGAUUGGAAAUUUAGAAUUAAUUAUACAUUUGAGCAGCUGGAUGACUGAUGAGCGUAUCAAAAUGGAAAGAAUAUUAAAUAUUUUAAAAAUUGCCUGGAAGAUUUAUCUUUUUUGCAAAGUUGGGGAUUUGUUGCAAUAUAUGUUAUAUAUCAAAGUUAUUUGUUAUAUUUUGUUUCAACCGAUUUCCCAACUUUUCAUAUUUUUUUUUCAUAAAAUACAUUUCAUUCAAUCAUUCAGCUUCAUUUAAGCAUAAGGCAUAUUAAAAAUGUUCUGCAUUUUUACCCAUUGUAAAUAUAGGAAAAUAAACAUAUAAAGAACAGAUUUUCUUGUUUUGACAGUGAUAUUUAGGGAGGGGGCUGAAUGAGAUUAUCCACUUGGUAAAUGUGCUCUUCUUUGUGUGCUUGUGUUGAGUCACCUUAAGGUGCUUAGUGAGUCUUAGAACAAUUGUAACUUUGUCCUAUUUGUUUUGUUAUGUUUUGGUUUGAGGUCCACAACGACAUUCAGGCCAAAGAAUUAUAAUAAUAAAUAUUAUAUAAAGUC